This is a messenger RNA of Lingula anatina, 673 nucleotides long. RefSeq lists its product as uncharacterized. Lineage: Eukaryota; Metazoa; Brachiopoda; Lingulata; Lingulida; Lingulidae. The record is from RefSeq and is a predicted model, not a curated record.
GAUUAUGUUGUGAUUUGUUGAAUCGACUUAUUUAUAUUAAUGAACCGGAACCGAAAUCCAAUUUAGGUCAAUGCAGCUCAUAUGUAGAUGAUCUACUCACGGCUUAUCAGCCGAUGCUUAACCUUUGCGUUUGAUAACUCGUUUAUAAACUGUUGAAAACCGACUACACCCAAAACUCAAGCAGGUUGUCUGGAUAUAGUCCACACCGGGAGACGACAGUGAGACGAUGUCUUGUCAUCGGUUCUUGGGACGCUGUCUGGGGUUUUUAGUGCUUCUUUCCCACACCACAGGACUCGGGAAAGCACAGAGUGAUAAUUCAACGACAUCGGCGACAUCCAGCCAAGCUUAUUUUGCUAAUGACACUUCAAUGACGACAGCCCUGAGCGGGGUUGCCACGGAAAUAACUCCUACUUCUUCACCUUCACUUACAGCGGCAUCGCCAGGUCUUAGCGAGACUUCUGCUGAUUCCAUAAGCACGCUUAUGACAGAAGCUACAACUUUCACGUCUUCUCCAGUGGCUAUUGAGUCAUCAGCUUCCAAUAUCCAAGCAACCAGCGAUGUGUCGCGUGAUGGAGUGACGAUGAAUUCAUUUCAAUCACACACGACUGUCUCAGAUUCUUCUACGUAUUCGCUGGAACCAACAGUGUUAGCUUCAGCCCCCAAAUUUUCCUGA